Messenger RNA from Phragmites australis (common reed), 818 nucleotides. Its product is annotated as dolichol-phosphate mannose synthase subunit 3-like. The transcript is spliced from 4 exons. Gene Ontology annotation, cellular component: endoplasmic reticulum membrane; dolichol-phosphate-mannose synthase complex. Lineage: Eukaryota; Viridiplantae; Streptophyta; Magnoliopsida; Poales; Poaceae. Bases 300 to 569 code for a protein of 89 amino acids. The record is from RefSeq and is a predicted model, not a curated record. Gene Ontology annotation, biological process: GPI anchor biosynthetic process.
CUGCUCUGCCUUUCGAGCUAGGGCCAGUGAACCAGACCAAGGGAUCCAAGGACAGGGGAGGUACCAGCGCGAGUCACAGGAGGGACUUGGCGACGCGGGCGCAUCACGGCAACGGCGUCCUCCCCAACGCCGCUUCCACCGACGUCCUCGAUCCCCGCCAUCGUCCCAACCUCCUCGCGCCCGCCGUCCCCCCACUGCCACGACGUCAUCCUCGUCGCCGCAAGGACGCUAUUGAGGACCCGUCCUGCCUCCGUGCGCCAGCUUUCUCAAAGAUCCGAGUAAAGCACUACAUUUCCCAAAUGAAGCACAUAUUCAAGAUUGUUGCAAUGCUGGUAGCAAUCUCAGCCAUCUGGAUUGCUCUCCUUGAAACCUCUACUGUUCCUCGAAGUUAUACUUGGUUGCUUCCGAUCUACUUGGUAGUGGCUCUUGGAUGCUACGGCCUUUUUAUGGUUGGAUUUGGACUUAUGUUCUUCCCAACUUGUCCUCAAGAAGCUGUACUACUACAACAGGAUAUUGUGGAGGCAAAGGAGUUCUUAGCAAAGAAGGGUGUUGAUGUGGUUUCUGAGUGAGGUCAAUUUCAAUGAUCAAUAUUCAUGACCGCUUUGAAGGAUCACCUUUCUGUUCCUUGGAAUAGGUUACUUUUUGGAUAGUGUAGCUAGCAUUCACUGCGUCGAAAACUAUUACUGACACAGUUUUGGUGAGUUGACAUGUUACAAAAUUCUGCUUUUGUCAAAGAUUGGAGAUAAGUUGACAUGUCAGUGUUUUAACAAGUGCAUUGCUUUUCUGGGGAUAUUUGCUUCCUAUAUCGAUUUCCCAUC